AUGAGAUGUAUUUUUGUUGCUCUGUGUUUGUUUGAGAUGUUGCAAACAAUCAGUGGACAAACGCCUUCAACGAUGGUGAACUCGGGAAAUCGCCCCGUCGUACUGGUUACAAACAAGGAAACACCGGAGAAGGGUAUCAACAAGUUGAAGCUCAAAUGUGAUGUUAUCUUUCCCAAAAGUCAUCCGGCAACACGAGACGAGAUUCUGGAACUCGCAGGCCAGGUCGAUGGAAUAAUGUGGGUUGGUCAUAUGGCGCUGAACGGUGAAGUGCUGGAUCGUGGAGGCGAGCGAUUGAAAGCUAUCUCUACGAUGUCGGCUGGCAUGGAUUACGUAGAUAUAGAUGAGUUCCGGAAGCGUAAGUUCCCGCUUGGAUAUACCCCGAUCGUGCUGAACGAUGCCGUAGCAGAUUCCGCAAUUGGGUUGAUGAUUGCUGCUGGUAGACGGUAUCACGAGGGACGUCUAGCCAUCGAUCAGUCCCAGUGGCAGGGAGGCCCACAGUGGUUGCUCGGACAAGAUAUUAAGGGUAGCACGGUGGGAAUCAUCGGAAUGGGUGGAAUCGGGCAAACGAUUGCUAGGCGGCUAAAGGGUUUCGACAUUGGACAGCUGUUGUACUCGGGUCGCCGACCAAAACCGGAAGCGGAAGCGCUCGGUGCCAAAAUGGUGCCACAGGACGAGCUUUUGCAGGAGAGCGACUAUUUGUUCAUCGCUGUCCCGCUUACCAAUGAAACGUAUCACCUGAUUAAUGAGACUACGCUGGCCAAAAUGAAACCUACGGCCGUACUGGUAAACGUGGCGCGGGGUGAUAUCGUCGAUCAGAAAGCGCUCGUAGCAGCCCUUAAGAAAGGUACGAUCUUUGCGGCAGGUUUGGAUGUGAUGACCCCGGAACCACUGCCAGCUGACGAUGAGCUGUUGGGUCUACCAAACGCAGUUGUCGUUCCCCAUCUGGGUUCUGCUACGGUUCAGACAAGGAACAACAUGGCCGAAAUAGCAGCACUGAAUGUGUUGGCAGGAAUCGCCAAAACGCCAAUGUUUUCCCCCUAUCCGUAUUAA
This is a messenger RNA of Anopheles marshallii, 1050 nucleotides long. Its product is annotated as glyoxylate reductase/hydroxypyruvate reductase-like. NCBI's taxonomy places the organism in Eukaryota, Metazoa, Arthropoda, Insecta, Diptera, Culicidae. Gene Ontology annotation, cellular component: cytosol. The transcript is spliced from 4 exons. Bases 1 to 1050 code for a protein of 349 amino acids. The record is from RefSeq and is a predicted model, not a curated record. Gene Ontology annotation, molecular function: glyoxylate reductase (NADPH) activity; NAD binding; hydroxypyruvate reductase (NADH) activity.